Molecule: messenger RNA, 4060 nt
Organism: Exophiala xenobiotica
Lineage: Eukaryota; Fungi; Ascomycota; Eurotiomycetes; Chaetothyriales; Herpotrichiellaceae
Exons: 4
Coding region: 82-3702 (1206 amino acids)
Biological process (GO): mitotic sister chromatid cohesion
Cellular component (GO): chromosome
Molecular function (GO): protein binding; ATP hydrolysis activity; ATP binding
Source: RefSeq, a predicted model, not a curated record
GAGGCGCGUAUCGAAGGAAUCCCACCACUUGAUGCACCAAUGCGACAUGAGAAGCUAGGGUGAUAGCUCGCCUUAAGCAAGAUGCAUAUCAAGCAGAUCUCGAUACAAGGCUUCAAAAGCUACAAAAACCAGACAGUCGUCAACCCGUUCUCUCCCAAACUCAAUGUUAUUGUCGGGCGCAAUGGAUCUGGCAAGAGCAACUUCUUCGCAGCGAUUCGUUUCGUCCUCAGUGAUGCUUACUCACAGAUGGGUCGCGAGGAGAGGCAGGCACUCAUCCAUGAGGGGACCGGGUCGGCAGUCAUGUCUGCGUACGUAGAGAUCGUCUUUGAUAACUCUGACGGUCGCUUUCCUACCGGCAACGACGAAUUGAUCCUGCGCCGUACGAUUGGCCUGAAAAAGGACGAAUACUCUCUCGAUCGCAAGAACGCGACCAAACAAGACGUCAUGCAACUUCUGGAGAAUGCAGGCUUCUCACGGGCGAAUCCCUACUACAUUGUUCCUCAAGGUCGAAUUACGCGAUUGACAAACAUGAAGGACUCUGAGCGACUUGACGUGUUAAAGAGUGUGGCUGGUACGCAACAGUUCGUGGCAAAAAAGGAGGAGUCGCAGAAGAUCAUGAGCGAAACGAACAACAAGCUCCUCGCAAUCGAUCAGACCUUCGAGCAGAUCAAUGAGCGCCUCGGCGAACUCGAGGAAGAGCAAAAAGAGUUGCGAGAUUUUCAGGAACAAGACAAGGAGAAGCGAGCUUUGGAAUAUACCCUGUUCAAUCGAGAGCAAGACGAAAUCAACAAAGCCCUGGCAGAUUUGGAAGACAAAAGAGCAGGAGGAAUAGACGAUGCUGAUGAAAACCGUGACCGUUAUGCAGAAGGUGAGGAUGAGUUGGCGAGAAUUACUCAACAAAUCCAAACCCUCAACCAGCAAAUCCAUGCCGCCAGACUCGAAAAGAAACAGUACGAUGACGAGAAGCGCGAGAAGGCCAAGGCACGGGCGCAGGCAGAGCUAGAGGAGAGGAACCUCUCCCAUGGCCAAGCUGCGGCUCAACGUGCGAAACAAACUCACGACAGAGAAUUGCAGCAAGUCCGGGCGGAGAUACAAAAGGCGGAAAAAGAACUCAAUAGUAUCAUUCCACAGUUUGAAGCAGAGGUCGCUAAGGAGCAGUCCGUGAAGAGCCGCUUGGAUGAAGCCGUUGCGACACAGGAACGGCUUUAUGGCAAGCAAGGAAGAAACGCUCGUUUCAAGUCGAAGAAAGAUCGGGAUAACUGGCUUCAGGCACAAAUUUCAGAGGCUUUCGAGUCACUGUCCCGUUUCAAAGCCACCAGAAUGCAGACAACAGAAGGCAUACAAGAAGACCAAAAGGCGAUCUCUAGCCUCGAGAAAGAAAUUGAAAGCUUACAGCAGCAAGCAGGAGGCCAGGACGACUCAAUUGACCAAGACAUCCAAAAGGCUCAUGAGCGAAGAGAAAGCCUUAUGGAUGAACGAAAACUUCUUUGGCGCAGAGAGGCACAACUUGACUCCGAAUAUGCAGCCGCACAGGAUGACUUAAGAAAAGCUGAACGCAGCCUGUCGCAUAUGAUGGACGGAAAUACCAGUCGAGGUCUGGAGGCUGUGCGUCGCAUCAAACAGCAACACAAUCUCCAAGGCUGUUUUGGUACUCUUGCGGAGCUCAUUGACGUGCCCCAGCACCAUACUGCAGUGGAAGUCACAGCAGGAAACUCGCUGUUUCACUAUGUCGUCGACAAUGAUGACACAGCCACCAAAGUCAUGGAGAUCUUGAAUCGGGAACGAGCUGGUCGGAUCACCUUCAUGCCUUUGAAUCGACUGAAUCCAAAGUCCGUGGCUUUCCCCAAUGCCCAGGACGCAAGACCUCUCAUGUCCCUCAUCAGAUAUGAUGAAAAAUAUGAGAAGGCGGUACAGCAGGUAUUCGGCAAAGCAAUCAUCGCACAAAAUCUCAGCAUUGCAGCCCAGUAUGCAAGGACUCAUGGACUCACCGCUGUAACUCCUGAGGGUGACAGAUCUGACAAGAAAGGUGCAUUGACGGGUGGAUAUCACGACGUACGUGCUUCGAGACUGAAGGCGACGAAAGCUGUCCUGGCAGCUCGGGAGAAGUUCGAAGCGGUCAAAUUUGAGAGUAGUGACAACAAGAAAAAGAUUGAAAAGAUAGACCAGACAAUCACAAAAGCUAUGAGUGACCUCCAGAAGCUCGAGCAACGAAAGAGUCAGUCCCAAGGCAAUCACAGAUUGCUCAGGCAGGAGAUCAGAAACAAGAUGGACAUGCUUCAACGGAAGAAGGACGAUCUUGAAGCGAAACAGAAGCAAGAGGCGAUUAUUGCUGCCAGCGUCAAGCGCUUGACCGAUUCACAGAAUGCUUUCCAGGCCGAGCUGGGUUCAGACUUUAAGAAAGCACUGACACCAGCUGAAGAGACACAGCUUGAAAACCUCACCGCAACUAUCCAGAACCUACGACGAGAGUACAACGAGCUUUCAGCUUCCAGGGCAGAAACCGAGACGAGAAAGGCAAAUCUGGAAGUUCGCUUGAAUUCGAGUCUCAGACCUCAAUUGGCUGCACUUGAAGGGGACGACUUCGAGAGUGAGGGCAACGUCCCAGCCAAUUUGGGUGCCAAGAAGGCCGAGCUGGCACGUCUAACCAAAGAACUAGACGCUGUACAAGAGAGCCUGGAUGAGCUCGAAGAUCAGAUCGAGACGUGGACAGCCCAAGUUGCCCAGCUGGAAGCAGAAGCUGCUGAGACUCGACGACAGCAGGAUGAGCUCGCGAAAGCUAUCGAACGCCAUCAACGUCGGCUCGAGAAGAACGUACAGAAGAAGGCGGCUUUGCAAGCCUCGAAACAGGAAGCAAUUGACAAUAUUCGUGAAUUAGGAGCAAUACCGGAAGACCUGCGACAGAGAUAUCGCAAAACGGACUCCAAUACCAUUGUCAAGAAACUUCAGAAGGCCAAAGAAUCUCUCAAGAAAUACAGUUCUGUCAACAAGCACGCUUUCGAGCAUUACCGAAAGUCAGCCAAACAGCGCGAGGAGUUGGAAGCGAGAAGAAAGGAUCUCGAAGCUGCAAAAGCAUCGAUCCAGAAUCUCAUCGAGGUUCUCGAUCAGAGAAAGGACGAAGCCAUUGAGCGUACGUUCAAACAAGUCAGCAAAGCAUUCGCCGAGGUCUUCCAGAAACUCGUCCCGGCAGGUCGUGGCAGAUUGAUCAUUCAGCGCAAGACCGACAAGCGACAAGCCGGUGAUGACGAGUCCGAAGAUGAACAGCCUGUCAACAAGCGUGGAGUGGAGAAUUAUACCGGCGUGGGUAUCAGUGUCAGCUUCAACAGUAAGCACGAUGAUCAACAGCGCAUUCAGCAGCUCAGUGGCGGGCAAAAGAGUCUUUGCAGUCUUGCACUUAUCUUCGCCAUUCAAGCAACUGAUCCAGCGCCUUUCUACAUCUUCGAUGAGAUCGAUGCCAAUCUGGAUGCCCAGUACCGUACCGCUGUCGCGGACCAUCUUCUGUAUCUUGCGAAUAGGGCGGAUGAGCAGCCCGCGGAUGGAGACGACAGGCCUACCGGAGGUCAGUUUAUUUGCACAACGUUCCGACCUGAGAUGUUACGAGUCGCCGACAAGUGCUUCGGAGUGCGAUUUGGCAACAAUCUCAGCAGUAUUCGAGAAGAGACUAAGGAGGAUGCACUGGAUUUUGUUGAGAGUCAAACGCAAUGAUUUGACGCUGCGCUUCGGUGAUUGAGAUGCGGCUCAUGCCUUGUUAUCAGUGAAGAGUGCAAUGACUUUGAUUACUCUUCGGCACUUGAUGAUGGUCCAAGAAUUUUUGGGCAGGAAUUUGCGGAGCUUUAAGGCCUAUGAGCGAAUACGAGCUAUGUAACAACCAGACAGGAGACAGUUCAACAGUUGAUCAUGAUUGAUGAGUUUUCCGAGGCCGUGCAACUUGUGCCCGGAUCAAAGUACUUUGAGCACGACGAUGAAAGUGUUGGCCGUGGAAGUCAAGUCGACGAGGCUGCAGCUUGUCAUUUCGAAGGGCGCAAAGUCACCAUGUCAAGAGUGGGCACCAAUUCUGUUCAAG